Messenger RNA from Acipenser ruthenus (sterlet), 2477 nucleotides. Its product is annotated as fibroblast growth factor 11. Gene Ontology annotation, cellular component: cytoplasm. Gene Ontology annotation, molecular function: growth factor activity; fibroblast growth factor receptor binding. The transcript is spliced from 5 exons. The record is from RefSeq and is a predicted model, not a curated record. Lineage: Eukaryota; Metazoa; Chordata; Actinopteri; Acipenseriformes; Acipenseridae. Gene Ontology annotation, biological process: fibroblast growth factor receptor signaling pathway; regulation of cell migration; positive regulation of cell population proliferation. Bases 816 to 1553 code for a protein of 245 amino acids.
AGAGAGAGAGAGAGAGAGAGAGAGAGAGAGAGAGAGAGAGAGAGAGAGAGAGAGAGAGAGAGAGCGAGAGCGAGAGAGAGAGAGGCAUGCUAUUGGUAAAGCCCUCUCUGAUUGUCAGUUGUGUGAUAGACACACAGCCUCUCUGCUUCUGCUCACUAAGGGAAUAGCAAUGCCAAGUGACAGCUCCCCCAGAAGCCAGCUGGAUUUAAAUCCACUGUAGAUACAGUACACGCUUCAGACAAGGAGAGACACACGCUGGGAUAGCAGAGGAAGCAACACAGUGCGAAAUACAUCGCAGAGCUUGAAGGACAGCAAGGUGAUGGAAGCCCUCGUUUUCUAAUCUCUUAUUUCUUUUCCUCGAUAUUUCACGAUGGAACUAAGACAAUAUUUGGGGGUCACCUCUACACGAAUGCUAUUUAAUCUUUAAUUUGAUUAUGCAGAGCGGGGAAUUUUCCAUAUUGCUUUAAUAUUGGAUUAUUAACUGACUGUUAUUUUUUUUUCAUUGUGGUCAACUUGAUUAGAACCAGUUUGAAAGUAAUACCUUUUUGAUAUUUCUUUCUCCUGUUGUGUGAACUUAUCAGCUGGUAGAGAAGUCAGUAUUGCUGGGGUGUGUGCGAUCCCGAAACCUGCUUUUCUUGUAGGAUAUAAACCACUGUAGGAUUGAAGGAUUGUGGCUAUCUCUGAAUAUUUUGAAAUAUUUUUUUUGUGAGUGUGUUAAGUUAUUUCAAAACGCAAACGCCUGCUGUAUUUUCGGCACCAUUUUGGAAUUUCGUUUUUUGAUGGGUUAGGGGGCGUAGAAGCGAUUGGUUCCAAACAUGGCGGCAUUAGCGAGCUCCCUCAUUCGGCAGAAGCGUGAGGUCAAAGACGCUCCGGCAAACAGACCCAUCGCCACGAAGAGGAAAGCGUGCUCUCGAACCAAAAAGUCUCUGUGCCAGAAACAGAUUCUCAUUCUCAUCUCCAAAGUGAGGCUGUGUGGUGGAAGAAGAGGGAGGAUAGAGAAAAGACCAGAGCCCCAGCUGAAGGGCAUCGUCUCCAGGCUGCACUGUCAGCCCGGCUUCUAUCUGCAGAUGAAUCUGGACGGUUCGAUGGACGGGACCCGUGAUGAGGGCAGCUCCUCCUCUCUGUUUAACCUCAUUCCUGUCGGGUUGCGCAUUGUGGCUAUCCAAGGCACCAAGACUGGACUCUACAUCGGCAUGAACAGUGAAGGCUACCUCUACACCUCAGAACACUUCACCCCGGAGUGCAAGUUCAAAGAGGGUGUGUUUGAGAAUUACUACGUGACCUACUCCUCCAUCCUUUACCGGCAGAGAGAGUCAGGCAGGGCCUGGUACAUCGGGAUCAACCGCCAGGGUCAAGUGAUGAAGGGCAAUCGAGUCAAGAAGACCAAAGCAGCCGCCCACUUCCUGCCUAAACUCAUUGAAGUGGCGAUGUACCGCGAGCCUUCUCUGCAUGAGCUGGCUGAGCAGAGCCCCCCGAGAAAGACAGCCAAGACCACAGACUCCCCGGCGCUGCAGAACGGACGCAAGGAGCCAGCCAAGAGCAAGGGCUCAUAGCAAGGGGGGGGGGGGAGAGGGCAAGAGAGAGGGUACUAGGAGAGGGGAAACGAGGGAGAGAGAGGACAGAGAGAGGGGAAAGGGGUGGAAAGAGGUAGGGUUGAGGGGGAGAAGCCAAGAUCGAAGGAUCAUAGCACAGGGGGGAGACAGCAGAGAGAGGAGAGCAGAGAGAGGAGGGGUGUCUCAGGUCUACUAGCCCACGUGGGAGAUCAAGGGCUCAUGAGCCAGAGGGGGUGGGGAGGGGGGAAGAGUGAAGCUGAUAGCUGAGAUGGGGACAUACAAUCCUGUAUUUAAAGAAAACUGCCUAAAUUAUUUUGGAUAUAUGUAUUUUAAGCAAUGGAAACACAAGGAAUGGUAUUUGGAGACCUGAAUCUGGAUUUCACGUUGGAUUUCACAAGCAGCUUUGGAGAGCCGUGUCAUCUUCCAAUGCAUGGAUCAACCAAGAAGAAUUCCUCAGAUAAUCCACAAUAAUCAAGAGCUGUUUGAGAUGGGCGGUGACUAUUUAUAAAACAAAGUUACCAGGUUUCCAGAGGUUCUGGAUAUCUGAAUACAAUUUGUUAUAUUUUAAAGUGUCUGUGAACGAAUUCCUUACAUCUUUGUGCACUUCCAUUCACUAUGCAGCAAUGUGUAGUUUUAAAAAGAAAGUCUGCAUUUUCAUUUUUUUUAAAUAGUAUCUGGUACCAUAUUAAAGAAAGCUGUUUACACACCUUCAGAUCUAGGACCCCACCCCCUCCAUCUGUCAUUAACCAACCAGCUGCUUCCCUGAUUGACUGACAUGCUUUCAGCCAGUGAAGAGGCAAGAAAAUAAAAAUGCAGGCGCUACAAAGACUCCUCAAUCAAUUCAAACACACACAAGGUGCUUCCUCCCAGGAAAAGAAAAUUGAAAGAAAAAUACUUUGCAUGAUGUUUCCAGCACUGAAGAGU